This is a messenger RNA of Chaetomium fimeti, 2911 nucleotides long. RefSeq lists its product as uncharacterized. Bases 196 to 2847 code for a protein of 883 amino acids. Gene Ontology annotation, molecular function: zinc ion binding; ubiquitin-protein transferase activity; ubiquitin binding. The record is from RefSeq and is a predicted model, not a curated record. The transcript is spliced from 2 exons. Lineage: Eukaryota; Fungi; Ascomycota; Sordariomycetes; Sordariales; Chaetomiaceae. Gene Ontology annotation, cellular component: ubiquitin ligase complex. Gene Ontology annotation, biological process: protein linear polyubiquitination; proteasome-mediated ubiquitin-dependent protein catabolic process.
GGACGAAAAAUGACGUUCCGUCAUCUGUCCCGCAAAGCCUGGGCCACAAACUUCCCGGCGGGCAUUUACCACGCACACACACAGCAUCAAAAACAUAGCACUAAAAAGUUUCCCACAUCUACCACAUAUUUACAGCUCCAUAUUAGCACCACCAGGAAACCUCCCAACAUCUAAAUACACCUCACCAACAUCAUCAUGGCUUAUCGACAAAACACCAAACCGGACCAAGGGACGUCUCGAGGCCCAUGUCAUUUUUAUGCCCGUGGGUUGUGCUCGAAAGGCAAUGCCUGUCAGUUCGCACAUGAGGGCCACGGCAAUCCCUCAACAUCUCGGCCAAGUUCGAGUGGGAAGUUGCCUUGUCGAUUCUUUGCUGCCGGCCAUUGUGCAAGAGGAGACUCUUGCUUUUACGCCCACGACAAGCCGCCCAAGUUACCCGAGUCGCCCAAGCCAUCAACAUCGGGUAACCCUCUGCCUGUGCCACCCCCUCCUGUCGAUUCACGGGCCCAGAUCCCCUGUCAAUUCUUUGCAAGAGGUGCUUGCAGGAGCGGGGCCGCCUGUCCGUUUGCGCACUCAGAGACGGAGUUCAAGCCUGAGGAUGGAAAAGAAGACGCGGAGCAGGUAGUGGAAGAGCAUGCAUUCAAAGAGGAGCCCUCCCACGACGACUGGUCCCGCGAGCUCGCCGGGGCGCUGGCCCACUUCGAUGACGGCGCGGUUGUGGCAAAGAUUUCUUGCCACUCCGACUUCUCCGCCAUCCGUCUGAGCAACCUCCCGGAGGCCAGCUCCCCCGCGUCUGUGGCCGCCUUGUUUGCGGGCAUGGCCGUGACGGUUUCGGCGGAGAAUGUGCGGGUUGUACCGCACCCGGAGUCGGCCACCUGCAGCGCCGAUAUCACGGUCGAGGAUCCGACCUUUGCGGCGACAGCGUGUACCAAGCUGCGUGCUGGGGCCGCUGGCUCACACGUCGAAGCCGUCCCUAUCCCCGUCCCGACGCCACGAGGAUCCAGCCUGCACAGAGUCGACCGCAGGAGGCUUCACUGUUCUUGGCACCGACCAACCCGUGCUGUGUGGCUUAACUUCAGAUCCGAGAACAUGGCACGGAAAGUCUACGACAAGUUCAACGCCGGGACCUACAAGAUACUUGACCGCACCGUGAAAGCUAAUCCGCCGAAGGGCAAGACGAAUGCUCGGAACCCCUCGGCCUGGACUGUGAUGGCUCGGAACCCCCCGGCUUGGACUGUGAUGUUGACGGACGUGCCCGGCACCACUACGGAGGGAGACAUCUACCAAGCCAUCCCAGAGUUCAACUGUCCGCGCUCCGUGGCGAUGACAAAACCGACCUACGACCUCGGCGUGGACCUCGCCGCCAUGGCUGUUAAGGCGAUGCUGUCCCGGUUUGGACCCUUGGAGUGGUGGGAGGUAUCCAACAACAAUAAGGGCAAACGCAUCAAGGCCCAGGCACGCUUCUUCGAGGAAGCCCACGCGAGAGAUGCGGCGUCCGCGCUCAACAACAAGCUAUUACCGUUUAGCGCCACGACCAAACUGACGACCCAACUCAUGACAACGGCCAAGUUCAAAGUAUCGACUCGGAUAUACCUUGCCUUGAGCGAGCGGAUCGGGUUACAGACGCUUAUCUGGGAGGGCCAGUGCCUUCAUUUCGUUGCAUAUCCCCCUCAUAACGGAUACCGCGUGUUGAAACUCGAGGGUGAGGACAGUGCGAAGCUGGCACAAGCCAAGAAAACGCUCGACCACAUCGUUGGCGGGGAGGUGGCAACGAAGGAUGGCAAGGAUCUGUGGAAUGCUAGCUUCGGAAGAAAUGGCGAGGGAUACCAGAGUCUUAAGCAAGUGGAGCAGGAUUAUGGCGUCGUCAUCGUCCGCGAUAGGCGCAAAUCGCAACUCCGGCUAUAUGGCCCAGAAGCGUCCAACAGGCGCGCUACAAAAGCUCUCGAACUUUUGUUACGGAACGUCGUCUCCGACAGCCAUGUUAUUGAGCUGGACUCGGACGGAUUCCGAUGGGCUUGCAAGGGCGGGUUCAAGGCACUCGCAUCACAUCUCGGCGGCAACAAGGCAACCUUUGACAUCGCCUCAACCCCCAAGCGCAUCCUCAUCGAAGGGUCCAAGGCAGACCUCACCGCGGCCAUGGCCAUCGUCGCGGCCAAACAAACCGGCCCCAUCACCCCAACCCCAGACACAGACACAGACACGGCCUGCUCGGUAUGCUGGAACGAAGCCGACGAACCAGUGCGCACCUCCUGCAACCACGUCUACUGCGCCGACUGCUUCCUCAACCUCUGCCAGGCCCCGAGCUCCGGCACCACCGCCUUCCGCAUCUCCUGCUUCGGCGACCUCGGCCGCUGCGAGAAGACGCUGCCCCUCGCAGAGCUCCAGGACCUCCUCUCCUCCGCCACCUUCGAGGCCGUCCUCGAAGCCUCCUUCGCCUCCCACGUCCGCCGCCACCCGGCCAACUUCCGCUACUGCCCGACCCCGGACUGCGACCAGGUCUACCGCGCCAGCACGCCAUCGGGUGCGAGUGCUGCCGCCGCCGCCACGUUCACCUGCACCAAGUGCCUGGCCGCGACGUGCACUGCUUGUCAUAGCGCGCAUCCGGGUAUCUCGUGCGCUGAGCACAAGGAUAUUGUGUCGGGGGGGUAUGAGGCGUUGGAGAGGAUUAAGAAGGAGUUGGGGGUUAAGGAUUGUCCGGGGUGCAAGACGGCGAUUGAGAAGACGUAUGGUUGUAACCAUAUGACUUGUCCUGGGUGCAGGACGCAUAUUUGUUGGGUGUGUAUGGCUACCUUUGGGGCUGGUCAAGCGUGCUAUGAUCAUAUGAGUAGGGAACAUGGGGAUUGGGUUUGAUGGCGGUGAUGGACAUCCAUAGGAGUGAAGGGCCUGGGGUUUGAUGGGGUACUCAGUCGGGGGG